AACCAGCCCAGACGAAUGUUGAUCCAGUCUGCACUUCAAAACUUCCAAGGAUGGAAAUUCCAGAGCCUCUCUCAAUAUGUCACCUGGGACCUAAAGGUAACUGGCAACAGUUUCUCCUGCACAAGAGGAGGGAAAAAAAGCCUUGUUCCAGAGCCAGCCCUCAGGAUGUGGACAGUGGUUGUAUUUGUCCUGUUGAUUUGCUUGUGCAUAUCUGAAAACAGAAUUUCCAUCUUAAAGGAGCGAGGGGCCCGGGUAAUACAGAUAAACAAACUGAGCAGUGAAAAGCAGUGCAGACAAGCUUGCAAAAGCCUAUCUGUUUCAGGUCAUCACAGCUGCAACUGGUCCGUGUUCUACCAGAACCGUUGUGUCCUCUUACAUUGUCGCCACUUGGGUGUGUGUCAGAAUGCCAGAGCACAAGACAUUAAAGAUCUCCUUGGAGAAUUCAUCCUUAAGAAAAGAUCACUGGAACCAAAUCAAACUACAGAUGCAAAACAAACAGCGGUGACAAACAUCACAAAUAAUGACUCAGAGGUUGAAAGCAACACACCAGCACCAUCAACUCUAGAAAUGACUACAAGAGGGACCAGAACAAGCCCAAUAGUUGUAGUUGCAACCAGUACCAUGACCACCACUGCUCGUGCCACGACCACCACUGCUCCUUUGACCCCCAUGACUGCCAACACCACUGUAGCCUCAACAGGAACAACGAACAAGGUGAAAAUGUCUGCUAUUCCAGCCACAAGUAAUAAAACAUAUUUUGGAGCCUUGAAUGUCUCUGAAAAUUUCAGCGUCCUUCCCAGCACAAUACAUCCAGCUGCUACUUCUCCAAAUUCAAGUCAUGCGGCUUCUAGCUCUCAUCCCUCAACUACCUUUGGUGAGUCCAAACUUUCACCCAGUAUUUCACUGGCUAUUACCACGCCUGUUCCAGUUCUCAGCACAACAACACAACCCAGCACAACCAUUACUACAAGCAGCACUUCUACAUCUAGUAGGAGUACAACUGUUGGGGGCAAUCCAAAGACAGUAAUUUUAUCCACAGCUGCAGCCACCUCACGCCAGUAUUUGGAAGAUGGGACAGGCGUUUCCCGAGUUACUAGUCCCUCAAUACCAGUGACAGAAAUGAAUUCUUUAAACCCCAAGCUGGAGACAACCACAGCCAAAACAACCAGAGUUAAGCCAACUCCUCCUCUUCCAGUUACUACAGAGGGUGCAAAACCUUUAACUAGCCAGUUAACAACAGAAGCCACCAUUGGUUCUGGGGUGAGAACAAUAUAUACAACUGUUAUGAAUAAGCUUACAACCACAAAUGCAGCAGAUAUAGCCAGAACAACAGUCCCAGGCCUAGACAUCAGCCAACAAAGCACAGCCAGUGUGCAUCUGCCUCCAAAUGCAGCAGACGACAUCAGUUCGCUCCUGGCAGUGCUUAUGUUUGGCAUAUUGUUUUUUAUAACUGUUAUAGUUCUGUUUGCCAUUCAGGCUUAUGAAAGCUACAAGAAGAAGGACUACACGCAAGUGGACUACUUGAUCAAUGGAAUGUACGCGGACUCAGAAAUGUGAAAGGGUGGGGCAGAGACCCCAAGAGACAGGCUUCAAUGUGUAUCAUGGAGACAGAAAGCCUGUGUGGCUCAUUUUUCUUUCUCAUUUGCCUAUAAGACAAACUGAAAGUGCUUCCAAUUUUACUUCCAGUGCAAUUUAGGAAAAAUGCCAUGUACUGUAUUAAAAAAAAAAAAAGAAGAUAUUUUUCUCAACAAUAACAGAGUGCUA
Gavialis gangeticus (Gharial) is the source of this 1764-nucleotide messenger RNA. It is a transcript of the gene CUNH11orf24, whose product is annotated as chromosome unknown C11orf24 homolog. The coding region runs from base 16 to 1557 and encodes 513 amino acids. Lineage: Eukaryota; Metazoa; Chordata; Crocodylia; Gavialidae. The transcript has 4 exons. The record is from RefSeq and is a predicted model, not a curated record.